Messenger RNA from Symbiodinium necroappetens, 855 nucleotides. The record is from the annotation of a GenBank genome assembly. NCBI's taxonomy places the organism in Eukaryota, Dinophyceae, Suessiales, Symbiodiniaceae.
AUGAAACCUUCGUUCGCAAAGGAGCGGGCAAUGCAAAGGUUGGUUUUUCAAACCCGGUCCUUCAGCUUCCAUCUCUUCGACUUUGAUGCAUCUGGAGAUCUAAGUGGUCUGGAACUUGCAGCUGCAGCGAGGUCCCUGCUAAAUGCUCCACUUUUUUCUGCGCAGGAUGCGAGAGCCUGGAGUUUUGCCAGCACCGGCAAACCAAACUUAUCUUUGGCGUGGCUGGAUGACGAUGAUAACCUGGCAACUCUGGCACUUCGCAGCAGGGAAGCAGCUGCCCGAAUAAUUGAACACCGCCCAGAGAGGCUAGCGAGGCACUCGUUCCAAGCUGCACUGCCAUGGGAUGUUGGGGAGUUGUUAGCAGCGCUUGCAUUCCAGCUGAAGAUCCGAGCGCAGCCCCUGUUGGCCAAUAGCUCCUGGAGCUAUUUGGAACUGCAGGUUGAACCACUGCAGGUAAUUCGUUAUACAAAGAAUGGACACUACGCACCACAUUCCGACAGCGGUUGGCCAGGGCAUCGCCGUCUGUCUUUCUUGGUGUAUCUCCAAGCUCCAAUCAAAGGAGGCGAGACCUGCCUUCUGCCGGCUGGCUGGAAUUUCAGCUUGCAUCCGUGGGGAGCUGGACGUUACCGCAUGCAUUGCGCCGAACUUCUUCAAGCUGUUGGCGCCGUUUGCUUUUGUCCCGUUCCUGGGCGAAUGCUUGCAUGGAGGAACGACUGGAAUGCGGACGGUUCAUUGGAAGUCCCUGGUGCGCACGUCGCCUGUCCAGUUGUGGAAGGUGAAAAGUGGGUGGCGAGCGCAUGGGCCAGCCAGACAUGCGACCAAGGCACUGUGUGCCAGACGCACGCCGGGCGUUGA